Messenger RNA from Myotis myotis, 1854 nucleotides. Its product is annotated as ubiquitin-conjugating enzyme E2 R2-like. Gene Ontology annotation, molecular function: ubiquitin conjugating enzyme activity. The coding region runs from base 735 to 1454 and encodes 239 amino acids. The record is from RefSeq and is a predicted model, not a curated record. Gene Ontology annotation, biological process: ubiquitin-dependent protein catabolic process; protein polyubiquitination. Lineage: Eukaryota; Metazoa; Chordata; Mammalia; Chiroptera; Vespertilionidae. The transcript has a single exon.
CUUAAGCUACAUAAUCUUUACUCCCUGGAAUGGAGAUAAGAAACGCCCUAACCUUUGGAAUAGAAAUUGAUAGGAUUAAAAUCAACUGGUAUAAAUACAGAUGUAACAAGACAAUAAGACACAGAACCUGGAACCUUCUCCAGAACAGUGUCUUGGGAACUCACCUGGCUGGGGAGACUUCUGGAAGAGGCUGCAACCACACAUCAAGGCUUGAUCCUUGAGCUGACCUCUUCCUAUUUUUCCUGCCACGGAAAGCCCUGGAUCUGCUCCUUAGGUGAGUGCACCAUUGCCCAUUUGCACUAUUCUAAAGAGAAACAGCGGCCGCGGAGGCCCCAGAGAAGAACGAGAGGGCGGGCGAGCGAGUGAGGUGCUCCCGGGCCGGCCUGGCCCCUCUCCUCACCAGCUCCGGCCCUCCGCCGUCUUUCUCCGCUUCCACCUUUUCUCCUCUCCCCCCCAAGUGGAGGCCCCCUCCAGGGGCAGGGGGGUGGGGAGGACCGGGACCAGGACCAGGACCAGGAGUGAAUUCCACUAACUCCUUCACCCUCUCCCCAUACCUGGCCCCCGUGUGAGGAGAACCCGGCCUGGCCCGCGUCCUGUGUGAGGAGCACCCGGGCCAGCCCACGGGCCGUCUUGGGCCUGGUGUGGCCCGCUGGGUGUGUGAAGACCGGGGCAGGUGCGGCCCAGCCUGAGGGCGAGCCAAGGCGGGGGGCCUGGUCCAGCUCACUGCCGCCGUGAUGGCCCAGAAGCAGAUGACCAGCUCGCAGAAGGCCCUGAUGCUGGAGCUGAAGUCCCUGCAGGAGGAGCCGGUGGAGGGCUUCCGGAUCUCCAUGGUGGAUGAGUCCGACCUCUACAACUGGGAGGUGGCCAUCUUCGGACCCCCCAACACCCUCUACGAAGGCGGCUACUUCAAGGCGCGUAUUAAAUUUCCUAUAGACUAUCCAUAUUCACCACCUACCUUCAGAUUCUUGACCAAAAUGUGGCACCCCAACAUUUAUGGGAAUGGACAUGUACGCAUUUCAAUUCUUCAUCCACCCGUAGACGACCCACAGAGUGGUGAGCUGCCCUCCGAAAGGUGGAAUCCUACUCAGAAUGUCAGGACCAUCCUGUUAAGUGUAAUCUCAUUGCUUAAUGAACCCAACACCUUCUCCCCAGCCAAUGUGGAGGCUUCAGUUAUGUUCAGGAAAUGGAGGGACAGUCAAGGAAAAGACAAAGAGUAUGCUGAAAUCAUUGGAAAACAGGUUUCAGCCACUAAAGCUGAAGCAGAAAAGGAUGGAGUGAAAGUCCCCACGACCCUGGCGGAAUAUUGCAUCAAAACUCAAGUACCUUCCAAUGACAACAGCUCAGAUUUGCUUUAUGACGACUUGUACGACCUUGACAUUGAUGAUGAAGAUGAGGAGGAGGAAGAUGCCGACUGCUAUGAUGAUGAUGAUGAUUCUGGGAAUGAGGAGUCAUGACCUGCCCCUUCAAAGCCCCUGUACUGCCCUGCCAUCUCAGGCCAAAGGGAGGGGAGCAAGUGGGGACCUAGCAGUGGCCCCUCAGCAAAAACCUAUCACGGGGGUGGGGAAAACAAACAUGGCUCCUGCUGACUCCCCUUGUGGAUCUCAGUUUGCUCCUUUUUAUGGACCUCUUAAUAGAGAGAAGGUAAUUGUGGACGAAAGGGGCCACAUGAUGACCAGACAAACUCAGGGAGGCCUGCAUGGCCGUCUUACAAACUCAGAGACCGAAACUCACCACCAAGGAUGGCCUAAAAUUAAACUUUAACUUUAAAUUAAAAGCAGUGAUGGUGGGCAGUUACGUCCUAGACCGGUAUCUUCACUGACAAGGUCAACCUUUACCUUAACUGAGCCUACUGUC